Molecule: messenger RNA, 681 nt
Organism: Drepanopeziza brunnea f. sp. 'multigermtubi' MB_m1
Lineage: Eukaryota; Fungi; Ascomycota; Leotiomycetes; Helotiales; Drepanopezizaceae
Source: RefSeq, a predicted model, not a curated record
AUGCUAUCGAAAUAUUUUUCCGCCACCUUGCUAGCCUUGUGCUUUCUCUUUGAUAGCGCUCAAGGAAUCGUCCAAGAAGAAGAUGGAUUCUUAGAAAGAAUAGUCAUCGGCUAUCGAACAGUCAACACUGCGGAAGCCGAACUCAUCAACAAGUUCAACAUACCAUAUAGAAGUCAAUGGGUCGAUGAUGCUCGCGAAAAGAAAAAUCAAUUAGGAAACGGCCUUCACUUGACACAAGAACCUGGUUACUGGCCGGGUAAUCUAAAGAUAAAUAAUUGGUAUUGUGUUAUCGAGGCGGAUAAGAAUAAGCUUGAGAUGGCGCCUAAGAUAUAUAUCCCUGAAUAUUACCAAAAAAAGGCUCCGAAUGGUAAGGGUCGAGAUAUACAAUUAUGGCACAAGGGCGAAAAAGUUAUCACGGAUUACGUGGGGUUAACUAUAUCACCCCCCGAGAAAGCGCUUCGCUUUUCAUAUAUCUCACAAUGGCAAUGGGACAUGCAGAUGCUUAUCCCAUCUUAUGUGGUAAACAAGAACGUGUUGGGUUUAUGGUCUAAAUGCUUUGAAACAAAGGGAGAGCUACAAGACUAUUCGAACGAAAUUGUUGAUUGGCAGAGUUGGGAGAUUGAUGGACAGAUUGGAUCACCGAGCCCUGAAACUUUCGUUCCAUGGAUAAAUGAUGUUUGA